CAAUUCAAACCAAGCAAACUUCACUUCUAGCUCUACUCAAAAAUUUCCACUGGUUUUGUUCUUCAAAUUUUUACCAUGUUUCCAAAAUUUGGUGGUGUUUUUAAUUCCGUAAUCCUGGCAUUGUUCGUCAUAACGGUGAUCUCCGUGAAGAAAGUGUCCGCAGAAGUGCAUGAAAUAAAGUCGACAGCUGAAUUUGACAACUUCCUCCAAAGCGGAGUUUUUGCCGCGAAUUUUUAUGCCGAUUGGUGUGGCCAAUGUAGUGACCUGGCUCCCCAAUUUGACCAACUGUCCCGAGAUUACCCAAACUCUGUAUCCUUUGUGAAAAUUGAUGCCGACGCGGUGAAUGAGUUGGCCAGAAAAUAUGGCGUUCGGACACUUCCAACAACAAUUAUAUUCCGAGACGGGCACUUGCAGAGAACUGUACCUGGAGCAAGGAUUGAGCCCAUAAAACAAGCCAUUUUGAGUGAACUUGAAUAAGGCAAACAAAUCGAUGCCAGGGACAACGAAUCUGUAUCACUAUGUGGAGGCAAUAAUUAAUUUAAGGUUCAUGAAAUUCUGUAAAAAAGUUCAUAUUUGGAGUGAAAAUGCGACCAAAUAAAUUAUGAUACGAGAAAUUAUCGUAAAUAUACCUUAAUAGAUUUUGAGAAUAAAUUUGACUUGUUGAGUUAUC
Molecule: messenger RNA, 670 nt
Organism: Folsomia candida
Lineage: Eukaryota; Metazoa; Arthropoda; Collembola; Entomobryomorpha; Isotomidae
Product: thioredoxin-like
Exons: 3
Coding region: 76-477 (133 amino acids)
Cellular component (GO): cytoplasm
Molecular function (GO): oxidoreductase activity, acting on a sulfur group of donors, disulfide as acceptor
Source: RefSeq, a predicted model, not a curated record